Cladocopium goreaui is the source of this 1281-nucleotide messenger RNA. The record is from the annotation of a GenBank genome assembly. NCBI's taxonomy places the organism in Eukaryota, Dinophyceae, Suessiales, Symbiodiniaceae.
GGUGCCGCUGACUGGCGCAUCCUCAAAGAGGAGCGUGAUGCCAUGUGAUGGAGCCAGCUGAUGGCCGGCUCGCGCGACGCCGCGUGUCCGCCUGGAAGGGCGUUCGUGGGAACUUCCAAGAUUUCCUGGGAGACCAAAUCAAAUGCCGAGGCACUUUGGCGAGCCUGGAAGGUCCUGGCAAGGAACAGAUCAAAGAAGCCGCUCAAGAGCGACUGUUGGAAAAUGUGAUCUCGUCCAUCAACAAGGAUACCCCUGAGGGGCGACACAUGUACCAAAGAUGGACCAGGGCGCAGGCUUCACACCACCAGGUUUGCGAUGCCUUGCGCAGCAAGAACUUUCGGCGAGACCUCUCCGAUUACGCAGGUGGAACGAAAGCGACACGUGACGCAGUCAAGGUCUUUUUUCCAGAGGACUGGUGUCGCUUGCUCUCAGAGGAUGAGAUUCUUGCCGAGCUGGUCGUGGAUUGCGCCACGUCGUCCAUCGUGGAUUCGCUGUUGGAUGCAUCCAUCGAGCUGUUAGAAAGUCACGAAGGCUGGUAUUGGCCGACCCAGCAUCCCUUUCGCAGGCUGCAGUCGACACCGGAACUCAGGGUCUGGGGGUCGUCAAGUCCAGUGGCCAGUUGGGUCAAUCAGAGUGUAACUCAGAGCCCGAAGUCAUUCCGUGAGCAAGUCUCGCAGCCCGAGCUGCCGCCUCGCUGGCGGCAGCCCGUGGAUCGGAGCCGUGGUUCACGGGACCUUUCGUUGUCGUCCUUGUCGCGGGACUUGGACGCUCCGGCCAAGGGGAAGACCUUGAAGCAUUUCCGAAGUGCGAAGCCCUUCAAUCCCUUCAUGACGCGACUCUACAGCUUCACCGACUCUCAGCGUCCACAGCGGCGGCUGCAACGGGAGCCCAGGGAUCCCUUUGCACCCAAGUGGAGUUUUCCCAUGAUGGCACAUCACUUUCCCGAGCAAUGGAAUCGCAUGGUGCCUCCGUCGACGCCCAAGUGCGUGACGACUCCAGUCGCCUCCACGCGCGAUGACGCGGACCGGGAGGAGGAGGCACCCCCGGGCUACACCUGGCUUCAGCGUAAGACGCGCGAUGGGCAGACGGUCUUCCCCUAUUCGCUCGCCUCGCAUCGAGCCUUCUUUGAGUCAUACAAGGAUCCGGAGCUCCGUGCGAAAGCGGAAGCGGUGGUCCCCUUGCGGAUGACCGAUUGGCCUCCCAUUGGCGACAUCUGAGCCUGACUGGCCUGAACGGGCAGCGACACGGUUGCUAGAUGGGUCAGAUGGAAAUGGGGCAUAC